AUGGAGAGAACGGAAAAGAAGGCAGCUUUUAAAAUUAGGGUUUAUCUUCUCCCACUUUUCCCCCUUGACUUUGCGAACUGGUUCUCUUUUCUUGACAAAAAAACCAUGAAGAAGAAGCUCCAAACACGUUUUCCAGCGACAAGGAUAAAGAAGAUUAUGCAAAUGGAUGAGGAUGUCGGGAAAAUUGCAAUGGCGGUGCCUCUUCUUUGUGUGCAUGCGUUGAACCUCUUUGAUUUUCUAAGAGAGACUGUUGGUAAAGUUCCUGAUUUGGGUGGCUCAGAAACUGAAGACCGCCCUGCUACCAAAAGAAGGAAAGUUGUCGAUGAAAGUAGUUGCAACGAUGAAGAUAUAAAGACCACUCAAAUGCAUGAGGUCAAACAUAGUGGCGGUAACAGAGGAAGGCGGGGUCGAGGCCUGGGACGGGGAGGUGGAAGAACGGGAACUGGCCUUUCGCUGAAGUUUGAAGACGAGUUAGAAGAUGGUUAUCCCGAAAGCAGCAGGAGCCAGUCUCCGGAAAACGGGAGCCUUUGUCAUGAUGAUGAUGAUGCAUCUUGGAAGAAAGCUGUGGCACACAAGAAGAACUACCACAGUAGCUCAGAGUCAAAAGUAAGGAACUUCGACCUGAAUGUGGAGCUGGAUGAGAACGGAGACUCUGCUACAUCGCUGGAAAGACGGCUAGUGGGAAGAAUCGAUUGGCCGUUGUUUGGUAUCAACGAAAUGAAAACAGAUGAUGAUGAACAAGAUGGUAGUGAUAUGAUAACCCAAGAUAACCGAACAACCGUCGGAUCCACAAGGAAUAAACGUGAGCGUCGUACCGUUCUCAAAAUCAAAACCCCAGAAAGAAAAAGAAAAAAAGCGAAACCUCUCCUCCUCCUCCUCCUCUACUUACCUCUCUCCGUUGUGGUUCUCGCCGGCGGCUUCUCCAAUAAUCUUGUGCCAUUAGUCUCCAAGGAAGUCCCUAAGGCGCUGCUCCCCGUAGCCAAUCGUCCGGUUCUAUCUUACGUUCUCGAUCUGCUCGAGAGUAGUAAUCUCAAGGAUCUGAUCGUCGUUGUUGAAGGAGAAGAUGCCGCUCUUAAAGUUGGUGGAUGGAUAUCUUCUGCUUGUGUUGAUCGUUUACAUGUUGAGGUUGCUGCUGUUGCUGAGAAUGUGGGAACCGCUGGAGCCCUCAGGGCAAUUGCACACCACUUAACUGCUAAAGACAUUUUGAUCGUAAGUGGAGACAUUGUUUCUGAUGUUUCACCUGGCGCUGUCGCUGCCACUCAUAGAAGGCAUGAUGCAUCAGUAACUGCAAUGCUUUGUGCUGAACCUGUCAGUGGGCCAUCAGAAUCGGGUGUGGCUAGUGGGAAAGAUAAAACCAAAAAACCUGCUUGCUACGAUAUCAUAGGGCUUGAUUCCUCAAGGCGGUUCUUGUUACACAUAGCCACAGGGGCUGAGAUUAAGAAAGAUACCCGGUUAAAAAAGAGCAUUCUCUGUGCGGCUGGCAAGAUGGAGAUUCGAUCAGAUCUCAUGGACUCUCAUAUAUAUGCCUUCAAGAGAUCAGUCCUUCAGGAAGUUUUGGAUCAAAAACCUGCUUUUCGGAGCCUAAAACAGGAUGUACUCCCAUAUCUUGUUCGUACGCAGCUGAGAUCAGAUGUCUUCUCGGACGAAAAAACUGUAGAAGAAAAUGGAAACGGAAAUGGAAAGAAUAAUAUGCAGAACAACGAGGUGGUUUUGUCUCAAAUCCUGUCCAAUGCAUCUUUGCCAAGCUUUCAUCAAGUGUACGAAUCAGGACUGAAUAGCCGAAAAACCCAUAAAUGCUGUGUUUAUAUAGCGGAUGAAAGUAAAUAUUGUGUCCGCUUGAAUAGCAUUCAAGCUUUCAUGGACGUAAAUAGAGAUGUUAUUGGUGACGCAAACCACCUAUCUGGAUACUCAUUCUCUGCUCACCACAACAUUGUUCACCCAUCAGCUGAGCUUGGAUCAAAAACCACAGUUGGACCUCAUUGUAUGCUUGGAGAAGGCUCUCAAGUCGGUGAUAAAUGCAGUGUCAAAAGGUCUGUAAUUGGCAGACAUUGCCGGAUAGGCUCCAAUGUGAAGGUGGUUAACUCAGUUGUGAUGGACCAUGCCACAAUUGGAGACGGAUGUUCGAUACAAGGAUCAGUCAUUUGCUGCAACGCACAGCUUCAAGAGCGUGUUGCUCUGAGAGACUGCCAAGUGGAAGCAGGCUAUGUAGUUUGUGCCGGGAGUGAGCACAAGGGAGAGACCUUCGCCAGAAAAUGAUAAAGCUUUUCUUAGUCAUUCGUUCGGUGAACAAAGCAGUGAGGAGAAGAGUGAGAAGGUCUGGAAAGUUCCCCACCAGGGUUUUUGUUGAUUAAGAGUUUGAGAUUUUCCAUUUACUAUUGCUGAUAGGGUUUGUGAUCUUUUGUUAUAUUCUCUGACAGACCUUUUGCCCCGUACCGUUUGGUUUAGUUCUACUAUGAAAUUUUGUACCGGAAUCAGAAAAUUUGUUGUCAAAGACUCGGAAAUUGAAAGACUUUCCUGUAAGAUACAUAAUUUCUUUUUGGUAGUUUCCAAUAGAGACGAUUACACCAAGAAGAAAAACAUGACUGAAAAUCAUUUUGUAUCUGAUAACCUUCACAAUAAGCUUCGAAUCUGCUGUAAAAAAAAAGAGAAUACACAUCCAACUCUAUGAGAAAAAAAACUUGUGAGUUAAUUUUGUUUCUUUUAACGCAACACCAAAGAACAAACUGUGUUUCUUCCGAGCAAACUUUCGUUGCUUCACUUCCCCCCGCUAUGUAAUUUUUAUUAUUAUAAACCUACAAAACCCAAAAACCAAAUACUUUAUCUUAUAUGAGCCAAAAUUACAUCAGAAACAUAGCCAAACACUCUGUCAUUCUCCCAUGUUUCUAUGCCAGAUGAGCAGACAGCAUUCAAUACAAGUACUGACUCACUUAAACAACAAUAUCUAGUGAUGGUACUGAGAUGAAAAGAUGAGUCUAGUGACCUAGAAUGCAGAAACUUUAAACAGAGAACACAAUGACACUCACCUAAAAAAGUCAUCAAUGAGUCAAAGUAGCUUGCUUCUAAACCUCUCCUUGAGUGUGUGUGUACAAUACAAAAAUGAAAGUGUCCACCGCUUCAGCCCCCAACCUUUACCGCGCCCAUCCCAUCAACCUUUGAGCUCUUAUGCUGCAAAAAGUUGAUUAUAGGGACGACCGAAAUCAUAAUUUGCUACUACUCUAACACCACUGUGCGAGCUAACAGAAACUUUCAAAUUCAGCUUCACUAACAAGGAGAUGCCUGCGUCGCCAUUACUAUAUUACCUUAUUCUUUUUAUGCCUCUGGACGUCAUCAAGAUCAUCAUCCCCAUUGUGUUUCCUUUUCUUAUCGUGGUGUCCACUUUUUUCCUUCUUUUUGUCGCGAUCCUUGUCUUUAUCCUUAUCUUUGCUCCUAUCUUUAUGUCUGUGCUUGUGCUUCUUAUGCUCCCUAUCUUUCUCCUUGUUCCUGUCCUUGUGUUUUCUAUGCUUCCUGUCUCUAUCUUUUGACUCACUUUUCGAUUUCGACGCAAUGGUAAGUGCUCCCUUCUCUGCCUGAGGCAACUCAACAGGAGCUGUAUCAUUAAGAUCGAAAGCCUCCUUGAGUUCAUCUAGAACAAAAGGUUGGAUGCGAGCAUUUGUAUCUCGGUCCAGUGAUGCAUUAGGAAUAAGCUGAUCCAGCUGCAUCCCUUCUCCCUUUCUAAUCUCCGUGUCUCCCACCACAUUGUGAAGAUAAUGAGCAUCUGAAAGUGACUCCGGGAGUGAUCUCUUGCAAAAGAAUUCAUGGUGUGGCAACAACUUGUGUUGAGUUAUAAGAUCUCGUGCACCGCCCAAUUCUCUUGGACCUGCACAUUUGACGCUCUCUGAUUCCAUAUCUUUAUUGCACAGCGAAUUGCUAAACCAAGAUCAAGCGUUUCACAAAGCAGAUCUCACACCGCAAGCUCGCUACCGCCCAGAUAUAGAAACCCUAAUCAGCAAAAUUUGGAAAACUGGGUAGCUCUUUGGACUGCGAUUUCCCGCGUGAAUUUGUUUGGCAGUGAGACUGACGCGGGAAGGAAGUAAUCUAGGGUUUGAGAAGGAUAGGCUUCCUUCAAACAAUGAAUCACGAUUUCUUCUUCCUCCUCCUUUUCUCCCCGACGCUUCAGCAAAAUUGAUUUCUCUUUUGUUAUCCGAAGUUUGCGCGUGGGAUUCAAGCGCCUCACCAUGCGUUGACCUACAGACGAUUGGAUUUGGAGGUCCGAAUACAAAAUCAG
Molecule: messenger RNA, 4264 nt
Organism: Thlaspi arvense
Lineage: Eukaryota; Viridiplantae; Streptophyta; Magnoliopsida; Brassicales; Brassicaceae
Source: the annotation of a GenBank genome assembly